This is a messenger RNA of Rhododendron vialii, 1350 nucleotides long. RefSeq names its product probable serine/threonine-protein kinase SIS8. Bases 376 to 1251 code for a protein of 291 amino acids. Gene Ontology annotation, biological process: protein phosphorylation; signal transduction. Gene Ontology annotation, cellular component: cytoplasm. Lineage: Eukaryota; Viridiplantae; Streptophyta; Magnoliopsida; Ericales; Ericaceae. Gene Ontology annotation, molecular function: ATP binding; protein kinase activity. The record is from RefSeq and is a predicted model, not a curated record. The transcript is spliced from 5 exons.
GAUCUUAUGGCUGAAGGCCAAAGAUCAACAUCAUGUUUCAACUGCAGUAACAGACGGUGAAGUUGGAAUUGGCAUACCAUGGGCCAACAACUUGGAAGUUUCAGGCCUGUUUCAAGUUUACCAACAACCCAGGGAUGAAAAUUCUCUGGCUGAUUUACUCUAUGGUUUAAAAGACGGCCUAGUUUCUCAUGAAUCCUCAAAUCCUUACCCGUCUGCAGCUUUUGACAAUGCUUCUAUUGGGGGAAAAUUCACAUAAUUUUCAUACAAAGCAGAAACCUGGUUUUAGGAGAGAAGUAUCUCUAUGAUGAUGAUUUCGAUUACCCUGAUCAGACAGUUGCAAAGUCAGACAUUCUGGGAUGCCCUGAUGACAAGGAAAUGCCAGAAAAAAUUUCACCUAAUGUGUGUUAUGAGCAAAAUAUGCUGGAUCCCAUGAUUUUUGUUGAACAGGCGGCUGAUAGCUUAUUUCCCGGAAUGGAUACUUUCUCCGCAACUGUCCCUCAUGCAGUGGAUGCAACUGGUGGAGCAAUUCUAUCUUCCAAUGUUGCGGAGCAUGAAAGCAUACUUGAAGAGUCCGACCCUGAGAGUGACAAAGGUGGUGAUGGAGAUAAGGGCGAAUCGAUUACUGAUGCAGUGAUAGCUGAAUUCGAAGCUGACAUUUACGGUUUGCAGGUUUGCACCUGCUAUUUCAAUUCCUGCCUGCCACUUAAAACAACUGAACUUCCUCAUGCUGAUAUCCAAAUUAUAAAGAAUGCUGAUCUUGAAGAACUGCGAGAGUUAGGAUCUGGUACAUAUGGAACUGUUUAUCAUGGGAAGUGGCGAGGAUCAGAUGUUGCUAUCAAGAGAAUUAGAAGUAGCUGCUUUUCUGGGAGAUCAUCAGAGCAAGAGCGGUUGACCAGAGACUUCUGGAGAGAGGCACGCAUCCUUUCUAAUCUUCAUCAUCCCAAUGUGGUUGCUUUUUAUGGGAUGGUACCAGACGCCGCUGGGGGAACCUUGGCAACUGUAACUGAAUUUAUAGCGAAUGGCUCACUAAGGAAUGUCCUAGUUAAGAAGGAUAGAUCACUUGAUCGCCCCAGGAAGCUUAUUGUUGCCAUGGAUGCAGCUUUUGACAUGGAAUACUUGCAUUUCAAAAAUAUCGUCCAUUUUGAUCUUAAAUGUGACAAUCUACUUGUCAAUCUGAGGGAUCCACAACGACCCAUAUGCAAGGUAAUCUCAAACCACACAUCUUGUAAAUCCAUGCAAGGGUACAGAUAGAUGCAACUCUGAGAGCUUCCACUGAAUACAAGGGGUGCAUGUACAGUUUAACUUAGUUUUCAAUAUUUAAUCAAUAAAGAUUGCUUUCUACAAGGAACC